This is a messenger RNA of Linum trigynum, 1365 nucleotides long. The record is from the annotation of a GenBank genome assembly. Lineage: Eukaryota; Viridiplantae; Streptophyta; Magnoliopsida; Malpighiales; Linaceae.
CUUGAUUUCUACUUUAACCUAUGAUAGAUAGAAUCUGAUUAGGUUAAGAGAGCUUCCUUGAUUGAUAUUGGUGAAUUGGUUGUGCGAGAAUCAAUCAAUUCACUGCUUUGUACUGGAAUUCAUUCCAGUAGUGGAGAUCUGUGUGAAUCACCUUAGCAGUCUAUCCAGGUGAAGGCUAGUCGCCUGUCGGGUAUUCUGUCGAAGAGGGCUUGGUCAGCUUAAGAGAUUCCAAGCUAAUUUAGGAUCUUCCGUAGUUUAAUCAACAGUAGAUUAACCAAAGGUAAUUGCAACUUGUACCUAAUUGAGGAGCUAGGGGGAAUCAUACCUAAGUGAUUUCCCAACUUGUAAUUAGUAGAGUACUUAGUAGAGUAGUUUAGUAAAUCAAUCCUUAAUCUAGUUUGCUCUGAAGCUGAGUAAUAGUAACUCUAGAGACCCGUAGUGCAAUCCCUUUCAUUGGUUACACUUAAUCAGACAGUAGAUUAACCAAAGGUAAUUGCAACUUGUACCUAAUUGAGGAGCUAGGGGGAAUCAUACCUAAGUGAUUUCCCAACUUGUAAUUAGUAGAGUACUUAGUAGAGUAGUUUAGUAAAUCAAUCCUUAAUCUAGUUUGCUAGAUAAUGAACUGAAGCUGAGUAAUAGUAACUCUAGAGACCCGUGGAUUCGAUAUUUAUUACUUGUGCCACUAUACUGCAAUCCCUUUCAUUGGUUACACUUGGCCAUUGUUAUGUGUUGUGUCGUAGCGUGUCAAGUUUUUGGCGCCGUUGCCGGGGACUUUCUAGAUUAUUUUUUGUUGGUGCAGAUCUGAAUCAUGGAUCCUAAUGGCUUCUCUAACCAGUGGGGGUAUCCACCACCAUCUGAGUGGUAUUACCCCGAGACUUCCUGGAGCAAUCAAGGAGGAGAGGACUAUGGAUUCGGGUCCCAGUACCAACCCCCUUACUACGGAGAACAAUCAGACCCCUGGGCAUAUCAAGAACAACCUACUUAUCCAGAAGAAUUCCUCCCACAACUAGAAGGGCCAUCAUAUCUUGAUUUAGCCACAACCCUCACGCGCCAUCCGGCAGAGCCAUGCUACACUCCACAGCCAGAUCCAAACUAUCACUUGAGGCUUCUCGUGGAGCAGAUUGCUCGAGUACCUGAGAGAUCCUUUCCCGAGAUGGACUUCUUGUAAUUAGAUAACGAACUGAAGUGAGUUCCCAACUUGUAAUUAGAUUUCUCGAGUACCUGAGAGAUCCUCCCACAACUUGGACCUAAUUGAGGAGCUAGGGGGAAUCAUACCUAAGUGAGCUCCCAACUUGUAAUUAGUAGAGUAGUUUAGUAAAUCAAUCCUUAAUCUAGUUUGCUAGAUAAUGAACUGAAGCUGAGUAA